CCCCCCCCUCCUCCCCAUCCCCCAUCAUGUCUUUCCGCCCAAUGUUCCACUCGCGGGCUGUCCCCCUCGCCGCCUCGGUGCUGGCCGGUGGUGUCGCUCUCUACCCCCGGAACGCCUUUGCAGAGGCACCGCCGCGCAAGUCCAUCUACGAAGACUUCCCCGAGGAGCCUGUCGCCCCUGCCACUCCCAUCUCCAAGCCCGUCCGCCUGGCCCGCCUGUUCCUGUACGAGAACUCGCUGGCCGUCGAGACCUGCUUCAACAACUUCCUCUCCCGCGCCCUGCACGUCGAGAACGCCUUCACCAACACCGUCGCCUCGCUGGCCCCCUCCCCGGAGUCCGGCGAGCGCCUGCUCCCCGGUGGUGUGUACGCCGUCGUGGCCGCCAUGGCGGGUUCCAUUGUGUCCCGCAACCGGGGCAUUUUCCUGCGCACCGCCUCGCCGCUGGCGUUCGGCACUAUCGCCGCCUGGACCCUGCUGCCCGUGACCAUGCGCAACGUGUCCGACCUGGUCUGGGAGUACGAGAAGAAGGUGCCCGCCGUGGCGGACUCGCAUCUGGCCGUGCGCGAGCGCGCCGAGCACAUCUGGUACACGGGUCUGGCGCACAGCGGCAUGGCCCGGAGUCGGAUGGAGGAAAAGAUCGGGGAUGUGCGGAAGAAGCUGGAGGAGGUGGUCAGCAAGGGCCAUUAGCCGUGGCGGCUGCUGCUGCGUGCGUUCCUAGCGGUAAGAUUUCUGUUUGGAUGGGCCGCGCUUGCAUCUGUGUACUUUAAGAGGAUUAGAGUGAUUUAGCAUGCUCCGAGUUGUGUUGUGAGUUUGAGUGUGCAGUGUCUGGUAAAGGUGUGUUUUUGAUUUAUGGUAACCGGCAGAUAUGCCUUCUACAUGGGCUUCGGUGGUAUGGUCUAUGUGUCUCGUCAAGUUGAUAUUAUUAGCGUCGGUGCGUCUGAUGUCUCCUUCGACCGUUCUUAUUGUCAUAUUCGAACCCAGAAGCUAGUCGUCAGUAUCAUAGCGAACCACCUCCCAUCAAGAUCCUUACUCCCUGCAUAGUCCCAACUCAGAUACACCACCACACCUCUCUAG
Aspergillus heteromorphus CBS 117.55 is the source of this 1073-nucleotide messenger RNA. RefSeq names its product MICOS complex subunit MIC26/MIC27. Gene Ontology annotation, cellular component: mitochondrial crista junction; MICOS complex. The coding region runs from base 27 to 686 and encodes 219 amino acids. The record is from RefSeq and is a predicted model, not a curated record. Gene Ontology annotation, biological process: cristae formation. The transcript has 3 exons. NCBI's taxonomy places the organism in Eukaryota, Fungi, Ascomycota, Eurotiomycetes, Eurotiales, Aspergillaceae.